Cajanus cajan (pigeon pea) is the source of this 2594-nucleotide messenger RNA. RefSeq lists its product as uncharacterized. Gene Ontology annotation, molecular function: metal ion transmembrane transporter activity. Gene Ontology annotation, biological process: transmembrane transport; metal ion transport. Lineage: Eukaryota; Viridiplantae; Streptophyta; Magnoliopsida; Fabales; Fabaceae. The record is from RefSeq and is a predicted model, not a curated record. Gene Ontology annotation, cellular component: membrane.
GAAAAAUGAAGUCCGAAUAAAUGCAUCUUUGCAUCCGCUGUAACGAAAAAGUUGAAAGUGACUUUAGAUUCGGAAGUUGAAAAAGAGAAAAAACAAAAGAAGAAGAAGAGAUGCUUGAGUGCGUAACAGGUUAAAUUAAAAUUACAGUAAAAUAAAGUAACAAUGUGAUUCAAAUAUCUGAAGUUGCAACAAGUUACGUACGAGUAGUAUAGUGUAGUGUGUCAGUGUCACUCUGUCAGGGGCAUCGCUCGGGUUCUGCGUGCUUUCUCUUUUAUUAAUUUGUAAUAAUAUUCGUUUGAGGAUUCAAAGGAUCCACUCUCCUCUGCCUCUGCAUUGGUUUGUGGUAAGUCAGGGAAGCUUGAUGUUGAUUGUCAAAUCCUGUCUUGUAAUCAGAAGAAGUUUUUCGAACAUCAUGCCGGUGUAACUUUCCUCUCAUAUAUAAGAGUGGCUUUUCCCGUGAAGAGCUAACUUAAAAGCUCUCGUUGGCUUCGUGAAGAGCAGAAAAUGAGUGAUACAGAAGAUCAAUCACAUUCCUUGGGAAAAAUGAAGAAACCAGAUAGCCAUAAACCUUAUCAUGGUAGAGAUUCCAAUCACGGAAAUGACCUAUGGACAGAUGGACUUAUUUGUGCUUUUGAAUAUGUUCGAGGACAAAACAGAUCAGUUAAAUCGUGGUCCUCAUCAAAGACCACAGAUAGACUAAAUGUUAAUGACCAACAUUCAAAUUUGCAUGCCCCUUCAGAUGGUUUAAGGGAGGCUUCUUCUGCGAGACUAGACAAAAACAAGCUCUCAGAUACUUCAUCUGUAAAUGUCUCAAGGGACAGUUUGUUUGGUGGCUCUGAUGAUGAUAAGGACCGUAAGGCUAACCAAUCUAAAAAGUAUGAGGGUGGUAAUUGGGUACCAAUUGGAUGGGCAAGAAUUUCAGAACUUGUCCAAGCAGUUCAGGUUGAUGCUGUCUGGUCUUCUCAUCAAUUUGAAUUUGAGGAUUCUGAAGAUGAUUUUACUGUAGCAGAUUUGGCAGCUCCCUAUUGGGAGCGUCCAGCUGGGCCUAUAUGGUGGUGCCAUGUCUCUGCAGGUCACCCCACUGUUGAGGCUUGGCUCAGCAAUGCUCGAUGGCUACAUCCUGCUGUUAGUUUAGCCUUGAGGGAUGAAAGUAGACUAAUAAGUGAGCGGAUGAAACACCUUCUCUAUGAGGUCCCUGUCAGAGUUGCGGGAGGCCUCUUAUUUGAGCUCUUGGGACAAUCAGCAGGUGAUCCUCUUGUUGAAGAAGAUGACAUUCCAAUUGUUCUUAGGUCUUGGCAAGCACAAAACUUCCUUGUAACUGUAAUGCAUAUAAAGGGAAAAGUGUCAUCGAUAAAUGUUCUGGGUAUAACAGAAGUUCAGGAGCUUCUUUCUGCUGGAGGGUAUAAUGUGCCAAGAACGGUGCAUGAAGUUAUAGCAAUGCUUGCUUGCCGCCUCUCACGUUGGGAUGAUAGGUUAUUCCGUAAAUCCAUAUUUGGGGCAGCAGAUGAGAUUGAAUUGAAGUUUAUGAACAGGAGAAACCAAGAAGAUUUGAAUCUUUUCAUCUUAAUCCUAAAUCAAGAAAUCAGAAAGUUAUCAACACAGGUUAUCAGAGUGAAGUGGUCCCUCCAUGCAAGAGAGGAGAUUGUCUUUGAGCUUCUCCAACAUCUAAAAGGAAAUGGAGCAAGAAGCCUGUUAGAGGGAAUAAAAAAGAGCACAAGAGAAAUGAUUGAGGAGCAAGAAGCAGUUCGCGGUCGCUUGUUUACCAUUCAAGAUGUUAUGCAAAGCACUGUUCGAGCUUGGUUGCAGGAUAGAAGCCUUCGGGUAACCCAUAACUUAGCAGUGUUUGGUGGCGUUGGUGUUGUUCUCACCAUCAUUACUGGGUUAUUUGGGAUUAACGUUGAUGGAAUACCUGGGGGAGAAAAUACACCAUAUGCAUUUGGUGUUUUUACAGCCAUCCUAGUCUUUUUGGCAGUAGUGCUGGUUGUAGUUGGCAUGAUUUACCUUGGGCUGAAAAACCCCAUUGCUGAGGAACAGGUUGAAGUUAGGAAGCUUGAGCUGCAAGAAUUAGUGAAGAUGUUUCAGCAUGAAGCAGAGACUCAUGCCCAAGUCCGGAAAAAUAUUUCUCCCAAAAACUUACCUCCUACUGCUGGUGAUGCUUUCCAUAGUGAUGCCAAUUAUCUUGUCAUACAAUAGAGAUAUUAUAAUUAUCCAGGGAUGCUUUAACAUUAAUUACUUUUGGGAGUGAAAGCAUGAACUGAAGAAGCAUUACUCCACACUACUUAUUCCUGAGCUUUGGUGAAUGUGGUGGAUGGACUUGCAUGAUGAUAAGCUGAUAGCUACUUCUGGACUUUCGUAGGCCUCAGUCUCUAACAAAGCGGAAAUUCUUCUAGGCUUGCUCUAUACGAGUUCUUUGUUGCAUAAAUUAUAAGUUUUAUAUGAAUUGGAUAUUUGUAUGCUUCAUAUGUCAUUUUUCAUUUAGCUGAAUUACAAACGUCAUGUCAACUUAGCGUAUAUAGAAGAAUGUCCCUUUUAAAGACCAAAGUGAAAGAUGUAAUACUAUUUAUAGUUAUACCACGCUUAAAUAGCAUUGUAAC